AUGGUAGCAGAACAGAAUCCAGAAACCAAACAGGCAGAAAUGACAAAAACAGACAGGCAGGACAAGGAGCAGCGAAGAGCUCCAAGAAAGCCAAGAGAAGAGAAGAAAUGGGUGCCAAAGACCAACCUCGGCAAGCUUGUUCUAAUGGGCAAAAUGACACUGAACGAUAUCUACACAAACAGUUUAAAGAUACAAGAGCCAGAAAUAGUAGACUUUCUAGUGGGAUCCAAGCUGAAGGACGACGUGCUUUGCAUCAAGUCCAUCCAGAAACAGACCAAGGCAGGACAGAGAACCAGAAUCAAGGCUGUGGUUAUAGUCGGAGACGGCAACGGAAGCAUUGGAAUCGGGAUCAAGUCCGCAAAGGAGGCUAGAUCCGCAAUAGAAAAGGCCACAGAAGACGCAAAGUGCCAGAUGCAGCCCAUCGACUUUGGAUGGUGGGACAGAGAGGUAGGCGAGCCACACACAGUGAAAGUAAAGGGAUCCGGAAAGUGCGGGAGCGUCAACAUCACUCUGACUCCCGCCCCAAAGGGAACAGGAAUAGUUGCAGCCACUCUUCCAAAGAAGAUCUUCCAGAUGGCAGGAAUCAAGGACAUCUUCACUGCAUCAGCAGGACGUACAUGCGCAAGUGAAAACUUUGCAAAGGCAACUGUUGCUGCUCUACAGAAAUGCAACACUUUCUACUCACCCAAGAACUGGGAAACUCCCGAGCCAAUCCCAUCACCCCUCCAGGUCUACUCUGAGCUUAUUUCAAACUUCAACAAAAAACUAGCAUUAUAA
This is a messenger RNA of Nematocida minor, 777 nucleotides long. Its product is annotated as small subunit ribosomal protein S2e. The transcript has a single exon. Gene Ontology annotation, molecular function: structural constituent of ribosome; RNA binding. The record is from RefSeq and is a predicted model, not a curated record. NCBI's taxonomy places the organism in Eukaryota, Fungi, Microsporidia. Bases 1 to 777 code for a protein of 258 amino acids. Gene Ontology annotation, biological process: translation. Gene Ontology annotation, cellular component: cytosolic small ribosomal subunit; ribosome.